This is a messenger RNA of Lontra canadensis (Northern American river otter), 2003 nucleotides long. It is a transcript of the gene ATF3, whose product is annotated as activating transcription factor 3. Gene Ontology annotation, biological process: regulation of transcription by RNA polymerase II. The coding region runs from base 207 to 752 and encodes 181 amino acids. The record is from RefSeq and is a predicted model, not a curated record. NCBI's taxonomy places the organism in Eukaryota, Metazoa, Chordata, Mammalia, Carnivora, Mustelidae. The transcript is spliced from 4 exons. Gene Ontology annotation, molecular function: DNA-binding transcription factor activity, RNA polymerase II-specific; RNA polymerase II cis-regulatory region sequence-specific DNA binding. Gene Ontology annotation, cellular component: nucleus.
GCGAGGCGCGCAGUGCCCAGCGCUCUCCCGGCGCCGCCGCCCGAACCCAAGCACACCCGCCCGCCAGUCCGCCCGCCGGCGGUGCGUCCUCGGAGCUCGCCCUUCUGCCCCGCAGACAGCCUGUCCGACCCCGCCCCGACCCCGCCCGCCCUCUGGACCCUGGCCGCCCCGCGUGGAGACCGGAGGUGAGCGCUGGAACCGACAAAAUGAUGCUUCAACACCCAGGCCAGGUCUCUGCCUCGGAAGUCAGUGCGUCUGCCAUCGUCCCCUGCCUGUCCCCUCCUGGGUCACUGGUGUUUGAGGAUUUUGCUAACCUGACACCCUUUGUCAAGGAAGAGCUGAGGUUCGCCAUCCAGAACAAGCACCUCUGUCACCGGAUGUCCUCUGCACUGGAGUCGGUCACGGUCAGCGGCAGACCCCUCGAGAUGGCAGUCACGAAAACCGAGGUAGCUCCUGAAGAAGACGAAAGGAAAAAGAGGCGUCGGGAAAGAAACAAGAUUGCAGCUGCCAAGUGCCGGAACAAGAAGAAGGAGAAGACAGAGUGCCUGCAGAAAGAGUCGGAGAAGCUGGAGAGUGUGAACGCCGAACUGAAGGCCCAGAUCGAAGAGCUCAAGAAUGAGAAGCAGCAUCUGAUAUACAUGCUCAACCUUCACCGGCCCACGUGCAUUGUCCGGGCUCAGAACGGGCGGACUCCAGAAGAUGAGAGAAACCUUUUUAUCCAACAGAUAAAAGAAGGAACAUUGCAAAGCUAAGCCAUCGUGGUAUGGGGGCAACUGGGGAGUCCUCAUUGAAACCUUCUACAUCCCGAACCCUGAAGCCGUUGGAGAUCUGACUACCUGUGCCCCUCUCGCAUUCCAGCCGUGAAGAACCGUCGAGGCGGAAGAGCCCUGGGUAACUCAGCUGGGCCUUCCCUCUGUACCAGAGUGGACAUUGGACCAGGAUGAGGGCAUCUUUUUGUCUCAAUGCCAGGAUUUAGGCCUUAAUAUGCUGGCUAUUCUUGGAUGCCGCAGAGGGGCCCCGGUCAGGGUCCUGCCCAUCUUCUGCCUGGAUUCUACCGAGACCAGGACUCUCAUCAUUAGGACUCAUGCUGAAGAAGUGUCUGGACCUUGGGUGGAUGGAGUGGGGCCACGUCCUGCGCUGCCACUGCCACGGCCAUGCACAGGACACGGAGUGAGAAUGGAGUUUAGCAAUGUUGUACAAUGGCAAGGGUUGUGCUUUCUAGCAAACCUGCUAUCAGGCACUGGAAUUACUGUGUGCGAGGCAUCGCUGUGUCCAGGCUAGGCAUUGUGCUCUCCUGGUGUUUGUUGUGCACAACACCGGUGUGAUUUUCCUCAGAUCUGGUUUCUGAGAGUUUGGGGAGUGAUCACCACAAGGCAGUGUCUUACAGAAUGUUGAGGUGGCCAGAAGAACUUGUCCACCCCGGGAGAAGAGAAUUCUGCUGGCGAGCUGGGCAGCUUCCAAUCACUAGAGAAAGCCCCCUUUCCCUCAGCACCCAGGUAUUGAUGCAAAACUCAUGGGCGUGACUGCAGGUCCUCUGUCGCAAACUCAGUUCUAAUGUCACAGAAGAAAGCAGGAAAUCUGACUUCCAAAGGGCUAGGACUCUCCACUUGGUGACUUAGGUCAGGAGUUGUUUCUAGGCCAGAAGAGCCAAAGAAUAUUCCAUUUUCCUUCUCUCGCGGUUGACAACCACAUGGAGUAGAGACAUGUUUGAAACCGGUGAUGCCGAGGCUUUAGCAUUGUUGUAUGUUAGUGGCAUUGUUUGUCAUGAAGAUGUUUGUAGAAAUCUGGCCCAGAGCAUUGAGAGCUGUGAGAGGUCAUUCACACUGGCCACAGGACUCUGGCUACUGUCUGUUUAAAUUCUGAUGUUUCUGUGAAAUCCUCAGAGUGUUUAAUCCUACUCAAUAGUACAUUAAAAUUUUCUGUAAGAGAAAAUAUUACUUAUUUAUCCUAGUAUUCCUAACCUGUUGAUAUAAUAAAUAUUGGAACCAAGACAUGGUAAACUU